Molecule: messenger RNA, 1524 nt
Organism: Periconia digitata
Lineage: Eukaryota; Fungi; Ascomycota; Dothideomycetes; Pleosporales; Periconiaceae
Source: the annotation of a GenBank genome assembly
CCCGACCGCGUACAUCGACACGUCGGGCAUAUAUCCAUGCUUCGUUACCAGAAUCUUGCAGAAUACCACAACCCGCAGCCCAUCUCUCGGGCCGCCGUUCUAGCCCAAUUGCGCGAUGCCGACGACAACCCCUACGCAGAAUGUCCCGAAGACAAGCGUUCGGCAGUGGUCCAACAUGUGCAGCUAUCGUCUUUGCAUGCCUCAACUUCCGAAGAUGCAUCAUUACAGCAUGCUAGAGCCAACUUGGAAGCCCUCUACGAUAAACAGCGUGCCUCCACCGACUGGAGCUUAGACUGCGAGAGAACUCCGCGUUCUUGCCAUUCGAUCCAGCUCGAGAAACGCACAUUAGAUACGAGCAUACUGCGACGCAUAGCCGAUGGUCGAGGCCCCCGCGAUGCUCAAUAUAAAGACUUGCUUGGACCGCUGCGUCUCGCCGAGCAGGGUAGUAACGAAACGCAUUCGGCAGCCCACGAAACAUAUGAAGACCUUCUAAAAGUCUUGCUUGCUUGGAAUAGGCACGUUGCACCUAUCCAGGAUCUAAUCGAGGAACGGCAGGAGCUUAUGGAAGCACUGAGAGCACGAGAUCAGCUGAUAGACGAGGCAGCACAGCGAAACACGCUGCGACUGUUGAAUCAGCCAUUUCCCCGGUUGCAAAAGGCAUUAUGUGCUUUUCGACCGGAAAUUGCGCACUUUGCUAAUCAAGACGUAUCCAGUAUCAUGAUCAUCAUGGUAGCCAACAUCCGCGUUGCAAUCGACAUUGAUGACGAUCUCAAAUGCGCCAUAUUCAAGACGCUGUUCAAAGAAGCCACCGUAAGGUUGCUCUUUGAUAGGUCCUUUCGGUCCCAAAGGGGUGAGUUUCGCAUGGAGCAGAAGUCGGCCAGAGAUAGAGGUGACUGGGACGAGGUCCAUCGCCUGAAGGAGAAGGAACGGGAAGUGGAGCGUCAGUACAAAGCUCAACGCGCGAGCGAGAUCAUUGAUAGCAUCAGGUUUGCCCGGGGAGAUUUAUACAACAAGUACCUGAUGGAGAUGCAGGAUCUCGCGGUAGUGCAGACAGCGCAAAUGGAGGUUGCUGCCGAAACGCAUUCUCCGCAGAUGAUCAUGUCUACGAUUGAAGAAGGGUCCAAGGGAAUUUACGACGAUGAAGACGGCGACGACAGACUCCAGGGCAUCGGCGAAGUGUGCAACCGUGAUGCUGGGGAUAUUAACCGGAUGUUGGAGGUUACGCGCGACUGUCUGCAUCGAACCAGGAAAUUUGCUGCGCUGGACGUCGUCGAUGCAGUGGAGAGGAAUCGCGUUCGGCGGGAGAGAAUGGAUAUGCCUGGCACGGCGUCUAUGAUGAUGAAGGUGGUUGAAGACACCAAGGUGAUCCGAGGGAUGUCGAUGAAUGUGCUGAAGCAUAUGGGGGACAUGGAGACGGGGUUAGAAGAGAUGAUGGGAGCAGCUACGACAAGAUAUCAGGCCAUUGAAGGUGGACUGCGGACCAUUGGGGAGGUGGGAAAUGAGGACGAUGAGGAGGUAUCGUGA